This is a messenger RNA of Salvelinus sp. IW2-2015, 2909 nucleotides long. It is a transcript of the gene eva1ba, whose product is annotated as eva-1 homolog Ba (C. elegans). The record is from RefSeq and is a predicted model, not a curated record. Lineage: Eukaryota; Metazoa; Chordata; Actinopteri; Salmoniformes; Salmonidae.
GAACACUCUCUCGGCCCAGCAUUAGUGUACAUAGGGUCUGGCAAGAGUCAGCAAGAUCARAAUCUGCACUGGAAAGCAGAGGCCCUGCUAAACCAACUYAAACUGGCACUGGGCUUUUUCCUCUCAACACAAAGGGUUUGUGAAAAAUGUUUGAAUGUUUUUCACGGUCCUCUUUCCCCACCUGGCAUUUAAAGAKCUGCUCAUAUUCUGUGAGAUAUACUGUGGCUGUCGGGUUUAUAGACUAGGAUUUYUACUUCUUGGAGACAAAGUGCUCUGARGAUAUUACAGUGGUUUGAUGCGUCAGAGAUGGGAUGAGACUUAAGUUUAUGUGUUAAACUGUUUCCAGGAAAACAUCAGCCUGUGACUUUAUCAGAGAUAUUUGAUAUACUUUUCUUUAUUGUAAGCAGCUUUGACUUUACUUCAAACAUAUCAGUGCUUAGGAGUACACACAAAAACCUAGAGAGAAUUCAAUCUUUGUCAUGUUUGAUUACAAACACCAUGGACAAAUCCCCCACCAAAAAAUGCCUCUUUCUCCUUGCACAUMAUUUAUUGUUGUGUAGUCUCCAUACAUUAACAAGUGCAAUGUUUCAGUGUUUAACGUUUAUAAUAUAUUUUCAUCAUAGUUACUUACAUGCCUUUUGAACAUAUGCGUAUGUAAACUGUAUUUAUACCGUAUGCACUGUAUAUGUACGCGUUUGCGUAUCGAAAUAUGAACUUUUGUACUACUGAAAGCUAAGCMUGUAUUUUGUCUSCUGCCGGACUGUGUAUCCCUCGGCAACAGCAAAAGGCCUGUCAUUGUUUGCAUCGCAAACGCCUCAGUGAGUUUGGAUCUGAUGAAGGCUGACGGCUGUGUGAGUGUCUGUGUGUUUGCUCUUGUCUCAGGGCGGCCAAAUGAACUGUUCGGCCUGAGGAGCGAAGGGCACGGGCAUAGAUCCAGAGAGACAGAGAGAGACGGGUAGCUCAAUCAUUCAGCAAACCUCUCCACUUCCAUCAUGAGCUGGGACUGAAUAGUUACCUCUACAGCUUCAUUUUAUGGUGUAAGCAAAGGCUACUGGACAUAUCGUCAGCAUGGAYGCAAAGAGGAAAGAGAUGGACCUCCUGAGCAACAGCAUAGCUGCCUACGCACACAUCAAAGAGAACCCAGAGAGCUUUGGGCUGUACUUUGUGAUCGGGGUUUGUUUCGGCCUGGUCCUCACCCUCUGCCUCCUGGUCAUCCGGAUCUCCUGCAAGCCCCGCACCAACAUCCCGGCCUCCACGCCCGAGAAGAAACACUUAAAGGACUUCAGUGAGGACGAAUGUGAUGAAGAUAGCGAGGAUGAGGAUGAGGAAGAGGAGGGUGACGUCGAAGCACCUGCCCCCCUGCCCACCACAGAGAUUCCCAUUGGCAACCACCACAACCACAGCCAAUCGGACGGGACACUGAGCGUUAACGUGUUCACGUCGGCCGAGGAGCUAGAGCGGGCACAGCGAUUGGAGGAGAGGGAGCGAAUCAUACGGGAGAUCUGGAGGAAUGGGCAGCCUGAUAUCCUAGGUUCAGGAACAGGCACUAUAGGUCGGGUGCACUACUACUAACGUCCAGUACUACGGGGCCACUGAAURGACAUACUAUAUAGAACUAUGGUGCUAUGGAAUCAGGGGGUACACGAUGGUCCACACCCGCCAAAGACAGAUUCCCAUGAGGGGUGUCACUCAUGCUGUUGUAUACAGACAGGUCACAAGUGGCGUGCUACUUCGAUCUGGGGUGUAUUCAGUGAUGUGAAAUGUUCUGAACGUUGCAGAUAGAAAUAUAAUGAAUAGAGCUGACACAAUUCACUAUUCUACCUGAAAGACAAAUAUGUCUGUUCUGCACGAUAAGUUUCUAUCUGAACAUUCUGUAACGUGACAUCCCUCURAACAGGCCCCUGAAGUGUAAGUCUUGACUCUAACACUAUGUGAUAGUGGUGUGCUGYGUGAAUGUAGUUCCCCCAUCAACAUUUGUCACCUACUACCACUGCCAUAAUGGAGUUAUACCACAAGGCACCUUUGAGACCAGUUCUGCUGCUUUGUGAUUUAGGCAUGUGAAUGGGAACAUUUAUCAUAAUUGGAGUCUACAGUGUAGAGAGAUGCCUGAAUAAAGUAUUGCCCUUAGAAAAACACAAAGGGAGUAAGGAAGGACUAAUACAGCCAUUGACAAAUAGCCAGAGAUACUGUAGGGAGUAGGGACCAAGUAUUUUGCAAUGAGAGGUCACUUCCUUUUGUUUGCUAUGGGGCCAUGUUUCCCUCAACACUGGUGAGUUUACAGCGGGACAGCGCCGUGAGCUGUUUGUCAUUAUAUUAGGAAAUGAUCCUCAAUGCUUUAGAGUGGUCUUGGAACCUUCUGUGAGGAAAUAGCUUUGCCUAAGUAAGAAAAUAGAAAUAGAUUCGGUGGGACCAUUUUUCACCUGAUGUCAAGUCAUUUUGGAAUUGGACUGCUCAGUUUGCUCAGUUUAAGGACACAGUUUUAGGAUGUUUUCAGAACCAAUUACACUAGGGGAAAUUAAGUAAUUAAAGUGUGAAACUCAAAAGGCCUUGUGGUUGUUUCUGUUACACUUAAUGUCUUUUAGACAAACAAUGCUCUUUCUUAAMAUGUCCCUGGACUAUGUAUUUUGAAUAUACUGUACAAUAUAAAGAUUGUCUAGGGCUGAAAUGUAACAACUGAAAAACCUCAGUUGAACCAUUUAAUUACAAUGGAUUGUAAGGUCACUCAUAGUGAAUUGUUAUUCUUAAUCAAUUGCUCCCAUGUGUGCCYUGAAAUGUUAAAUAGAUAUGAUUUUUAUAAUACAAUAUCUUGAAAACUUGUUUGCUAAAUGUUUUGGCAAAACCCAGUGGUCUAUCUAAACGAAAUAAAGUCUUAUUUUAUUGUCUGAAAUAAAACACAGGACAAAAGGAUA